UUAGCUCCCACAAACGGGAUUUCAAACUAAAGCGAAUCCCGAAUCCCAACGUUUAUCCUCUGGUGAGUGGCGGUGGGGGGGGAUUUUAUUUUGAAAGCUCAAACCUGAAGCGUUUUAGGGUUGUUUAGCGGUCGAGGUUUGGCUCUUACUACGCCUGGCUAAUAUUUUGUACGCUCGUAGGAAGAAAAAAAAAAAAAAAUGCGACUACAUAAAAGCAGAUUUUCUCGUUCGCGGAGCGGGAUUUGAACAUCCGGUUCGCACCUGGCGGCUAUGACUCCCACCACCCUGCGGGGGGAUGGCUCGGUGCCACGGUUGUAAUGCUUAAGCAGAGGCGCGGGGAUUUCCUCGCUUUCGCGUCGCCCUUUUGCUGCUUGCUUGUUUUUUGUAGGCGGGGAGUUGUUUUGCCACUUUUCACACGAGCGGGGGCCGCCGAGAGGUUGGGUCGCGGAAUGUCGGGAGCGUGUCGCCAGCGUGUGACCUGUGCAGGUUCCCCUUUGCCGUGAUUAGCUUGCUCGGUGUUGAAAGUCACGCCUGGAUCAGCUUUUUUUUCUAUUAUUACUAUUAAUAUUAUUUUUUUUGCUUUGCUUUGCCCGUCGCGUCUGAGCGCCUCUCGGUUUGGGGUUUGUCAACUCAUGCGCUUCUCGCUGGUCAAACCUGCUGCUUCAUCACCUCGUUGCGCGGAGGAGCGAGCGCCAGCCAGCGGUGUAGCCAGAUCAGAACAACCAGCAGUACAGGUGGAAGCUGCUCCUGUGGCAUGAAUACCAUAAACAAAGGAAACAAGGCCUUAAAGGUGGAGCACAAAAUGAAGGGACUCCCAAGGGUUACAAGUAUAACGUUUCAGUUCUCAGGAUGGUGAAGCGGGAGCCGGGGGAAAACGGCACCAGUCUAACGGACGAUGAGCUGGUCACCAUGUCGGUGCGCGAACUCAACCAGCAUCUACGGGGGCUCUCUAAAGAGGAGAUCCUGCAGCUGAAGCAGCGGCGGCGCACCCUGAAGAACCGCGGCUAUGCCGCCAGCUGCCGGGUGAAGCGCGUCACCCAGAAGGAGGAGCUGGAGAAACAAAAGGCCCAGCUGCAACAGGAAGUGGACAAGCUGGUGACGGAGAACGCCAGCAUGAAGGUGGAGCUGGACGCUCUGCGCUCAAAGUACGAAGCCCUCCAGAGCUUUGCCAGGACUGUGGCCCGCAGCCCCGUGACUACAGGAAGGGGAUCCAUGGCCUCUGUGAUAGGGCCCCUCAUCCCUGGUAAAGUAGCUGCCACCAGCGUCAUCACCAUCGUCAAAUCCAAAACGGAGGCCAGGUCGUAGUAGCAGAACGGGCAGAGCGAAGAUGUUCGCCCUCUAAGCUUGUCAGUGCAUUUUAACAUGGUGCAGGGUCCGCUCAUAAAAUGCUUCCUAAUUCACCCUUAGCAAUGCAACUCAGCAGUCUUCUCCUUUCUUCAAGUCUGAAGAAAGUCUCACAGGUGGUCACUACCUGAAAAAAGAAGCGACCCUCUUUGUUUCCCUUCAGUUUCAUGACACUGACUCAGACAAAUCUUACAAUUUAAGGCCCUCUUGCUUGUUAUUCUGCACUGACUUGAACGAGGAUCAAUAAUAAAAGGUCACACUCUUGGCCUUAGUACUACGGAAGUCUUCAAAACAACUUAACUAACCCAAAACUAGCAAUUUAAGUCCAAAUCGUGAUAUUUGUUUUUUGUUUUGGUGUUAGGUGUCUCUCAGUGAUAAUAGGCAUAAAACCGUGCUGACAAAACCUAGCGUUCAUUUCCGUUUAUGCAUCCGUGAAAGGCUUCAGUGAAGUUUUCAUUAUCGACAUGACUGGUAGAUGCAAUAAUAUAUGUAUGCACUGAAAACACACACAUUGUGGGGGUGGAAAAAAGGAGAUCUUGCGUAUUUAUCUUAGCGAUAUCGUUCCAGAGCUGAGUGCCAUUCCAAUAUGACAAGAUUGCGCUACAAUAUCCGAAAACCUGAAUGUUAUUACAGUAAUACCCUCAUGAUUUGUGAGGACACUCAUUUUGGUCAUAGAGAAAAUACGUAAUUUUCUUUAAAAGAUAUCUAUAUAUAAAUAUAUAUAUAUAAAUAUAUAUUGCAUUUUUUGUAACUACUUCUUAACAUGUCCGUCAGAUAUUUCCAAAAGAAAGUCUUUACACAAGCUUUACUGUUUGAAUCGUUAAAGUGUAGGAAACUUUUGUCUAUCGCUGAGUUCUCGGUUUUUAUUACUUGGGUAGAUCAAACUCCAUUUGUUUAUAGAAAUACAGAAAAAGAAAACUCGUCAAAAAAAAAAAAAAGAACUUAAAAAUAAAUAAAUCCUGUGACAUCUCUUUUUGCAAUUGUACCGAAAGUGGCUUAUUAUUGAAGUCUGAUAGCUUUUUUUUCUAGUGACUAGGCGCGUACAGUGGGGUAGCGCGUGACGUGUAAGUGUAAGUGGCAAGGUGGCGGUGUUGUUCACUGUAUAGAUGUCAACGCUGUGCUAUUUAAAAAAAAAUAAUAAUAAUACAAAUUUGUAGAGCUAAACUAGGUGGUGUGAACAAGGUCAGUUUGUCUGUGUGCGUAUUGGCAUCUGUGAUAUCCUCUGCUUUCUCGGUGUUAGUUACGAAUCAUAGCGUCAUCAAGGGUUUACGUCAGCGAGCAGCGUAAGGCAGAUAUCAGUGAAAUAGCCGGCGAACCUAAACUGAGCUGAAACUGAAGCGAAAUAUAUGCUGUAGCUGAUGUUGGAUACCUUUUAAAAUGCAUCCUCUGUGCACUGAAGUAAAAAAUAAAUAAAAUAAAAUCAGUAUUGGGAAGAUUUGAUUCGUUUUCCAGCCUUCAACCGGAUCCUAAAUCCAGUUUCAAUCAGAAAUGUACAUGCACUCAUCGUCGACAUGAAGGCCGUAUUAAUUGGGGGCUUUAAAUGUACUUUUUUUCCCUCCCUUUUAUAAUGUGAAUUAUUAUUCAUAUUCUGAUUGACGUUACACCAUACAACGUCAAUUAUUUAAGAAGGAGGGGUAUUUUCUGCAAUGGCCAUCGGAUCAAAAUUCUACAUCCAGGCCAAAUAUUGACAUGCUCCCCCCAGUGGUAUUUGGUCAACUGUCCCUUAAGCAAGUUGCAGAGAAACCACAUACUUUCUGCUGCUAACAGCCGGCUGCUGUCAUCAUCCUGGCUGACUGUUUACAGCCAUUCUUGGGUUAGUGUACAUUUCUCCGGUUUCUUUUCUUAAACAUGGUCAACACACUGUCGACCGCUCGGGAACUGCUUCGAUGCGGGUUUGAGGACAUUGACCUGUUGGAACGUCUGUGUUUAAGUCUCAACCACUAAGCUGCUGGUCUGAAACAGCUUUGAAUUUGAAGCCCCACCCCUUUUUUUUGUGCAGGGCAUCAGUGCUACCAGAAUCAAAACCGCCCCACAGCAUAAUACCGCCACUGCCAUGCUUGACAGUUGGCGUUUGAAAGCCUCGCCUCCAAUGCCUCACCAUUUGUGGCCAAAUAGCUCAACCUCGAUCCAUGACGACGUUUAAACUUGUUUCACUGUGAACCGUAGCGCUGGGGCUCCAGCGGCCUCCAGUUUACCAUCGGCUGGACCUCCGGCGGUUCCUGUGUCGUUCCUGGACCGCCGGGCCAAUUUCAUCCGAGGGCAAUGGUUUGGGGAAAGCGGUUGAGACGUCGACACGGUUGGGCGUUCCAACAGGACAGUGAUUCAAAGCACACCCUUGGACCCUGCGUGGAUAUAAAAAUCCCCAGUAAAUUUAAACCUCAGUACCCGAUUCUUGUUUUUGUUGCACAAUUAUCCUGGAAGAAGGCUGUUUUAAAUGCGGCAUUCAAAGCUCAGAAUUGAUAUGGUAUUCUUGUCCUUCAUGCAGAUGCACAAGUAGAACUGUAGCUCACAGUAUAUGCAGUUUCCUAAGUCGACAUCUGGAUCAUCCACCAAAUAAAGCGGCAUCUCUUCCGUAACUUUACCCGUUGGUCUUCAGAUUAAAAGUGGCAGGCCUCGGCCGAGGGUCCGUACGCGUGCACUAAGCUCCUGCUUGUUCUUGCUCGGAACAAAACGGGCCUCUAAAAAUAAAACAAACAGACCUAGAUGAGAAGCAAAGUGGCAGCAGGGAUGGCAGCUCUGUUUACUCCUCUUUUUUUUCUCUUUAUUUAGUUUUCUUGUCAUAAAGGGCUUCAAUCCACACGUAGAAAGAGACAGGGCAUGAACAUGUAGAGUUACAAUCAAGAGCAGCUGCCAGCAGCACCUCUCAACCCAACCCCCCCACCCCCCAAACUGUCGCACCGCCUGGUAAUGUUAAACGGCGAUCCGACGCUAAAGCAGCUGCACACCUGACGGCGGGCGCGGUCGUUUGACGCCAUUAACAGAACACGCUUCAUCCGGGAGGGGCGCUCUCACCGAGGCGUUUAAUCUCGCAGUCGCUCUCCAAACGGACAUCUCAGCAGGCCUCGGCAUCACAGAUCUGGGCGCACGUUCCUCCGUAUCCCCUCCUUGUCAACGUGCUCAGCUUUUCCCGCGGUGACGGGUUAACUGCGGGGGGGAAAAUGUAUUUGUGACUCUUGACAUAGCCCAGUAUUGAUGUUGGCGUCCUUAUUGCCGUGGCCGUCUUGUGGAGUUAAUCUUUUUUCGUGUCAAGUGUCUUUUUCAAAAAGGUGUUCAAGUGGCACUGUCAAGCAAUCUUUGGAUCUCCUCCUCGAAGGCGACGACUCUUUAUCACGCAUACUGGUGUAUAGUAUGUAGCUGCAGUAGGUACUGAUGACCGUUGUAAAAGAAAAAAUGUAAAAAAAAAAAAAAAGUGACCCUUAAUAUGCAACUCAGUGGAAAGAUGUUGGAGAGAUGUGAAUAAUUAGUAUUGUCAGAGUUGUUAGUAUGUUGUUUAAAACUUCUUGCUGCUUUGUUUUGGGAUGCGUUUUUUGUUUCGUUAAGUGUGUGUUGUUUUCCUGAGAAGUGUUAAAGCAUUUGGCCCUUGUGUACAUAAAGAAUUAUUAUUAUUUAUUUUUUAAAUCCCUGGUCCUCAAGAAACUCUGGCCAGCAGGUUUUAGAUGUUUCCCUACUUUAAUCACCCGGUUCAGAUGAUGGAGUUCAGCAGAAGGCUGUGAAUCAGCCGGCAUCGCUAUCCGUGGUGCUGAAGCUGGGGACCGUCUGUAACCUGGAGGACCAGGGAUGAAAAGCACUGGCCGACAGGAUCCCAGGGUUUCUCUGCUGUCUUCAAAUUGACUUUAAUCAUCUACCAGAUUUGGCCAAACUGGAUGUGGUUUAAAUGUCAAAUCAUUGAAGCUCAAGUUUUGAACUUCAGCAAAUUGCAUAAAAGUAUAAGAGAAACGUACAAACCGUGCUUUAAAGAAGCUGCAAUUAUUGUAGGAUAGUUUUGUCCAAAUCUGUCUGUUAUGGAAUCUAAAGUUGAGCUUAAUUAACUGGUUUUAAAAAAGAAAAAGUGACUUUUGCCACAUUGCUGAAUCAGAAGCAAACCUCAGUGUCAUGUUUUAUGAUUUGGUGAAUCUACAACUAAAACAAACAAACAAAAAAAAAAUAAGCAGAAAAUGUAAGGGAAUUUGUAUCUGGUCUAUAAAAGACAUGAAAAACUUGCCAGAUCGCCUCUCCCAGCACCAAACGGGAGUGUUCGGCUGUCGACUCUUAACUUGGCGGCGUUUAUUAAAUUGGGGGAUUGCAGUUUGCAGAUACAAGACAUCUUGGCAAUUUAUCCAUUUAUCAAAAGGGGAACCUCAACGCCCCCACCAAACACACUCUGUUGCUCCACUCACAGCAAAUAACCCUAACCAUUUUCAGAAGACAAAAAUCAGCCAUAUGUCAGGUCCAGUUUUUCUUUAAAAAAUUUUGUAUGGAGUUCUAAAAUAUAAUAAUAAAGCGCAGUAACCCUGGAAUCCAUAAAAUAUCCAGCCUUAGUCGGAUUGCAAAGACCCAGAUUCAACAUUGACAGGCUCCAAGACAAGCUGGACCUACAGAUGUUUGUAAUGUGGAUGCAGCUGUAGCCUCUGUCCCAAGGGCCUCAUGCAAAAAUCAAUGUUUUUGUGUUUUUUAUUGGUAUAUUUGUGAGUGUUAGUGUGUGUGUGUGUGUUCUCCUCUGCUGCUACACCAGUCAUUAAUGCUCCUCGUUUUCUGUUCUCAUUAUGUGGCGUAGUUCUAAUUGAUCUCAACACUGUAAUUUAUUCUGCAGAUGUAAUUUUAUAAUUGUUCAUUGCUUUUUUUUUUUUUUUUUUUUUCUUCUCCUUUGUAAGCAACAUGUUAGAGAGGAUCACAACAGCAUUUGUGUGGCAGUUGAAUUUAAUAGCUCUCAAGACGUCGGGAUUUUUUAAAGAAAAAAGUGGAAUUUGUAAACGGUUGACUGUGCAGGGUUUUUUCUUUUUUCUCUCUCUCUUCUUGCUCUGUGGAGUGGGUUUUGUGUUUCAAAGGGAAUAUAAGUGAGUAAUAUGAAGUUAAUAUUCUGUUUUUGUUCUUUUUCUGUAUGGGUUGUAAUAAAAUAUUGCAGUACUUUGUAUGAAAACAGACUAUAGUUAAUUGUAACUAUUUAUAAAUUAAAUUAUUGUACUUUUUUGCAAUCUGUAGAUAAGCACUAUGUAUUCCUAUACAGUAUCGGCUGUGGAUUUUAAAUGUGAUUCUCCGAGGUGUCUAAGUUAUUGAUGUAUAUAUUGUAUGUUGAUACAGCUUCCUUUAUUUUCUAUAAGACCAAUAAAACGUUUUGGAAAAGGA
This is a messenger RNA of Fundulus heteroclitus (mummichog), 6666 nucleotides long. RefSeq names its product transcription factor MafG. Gene Ontology annotation, cellular component: nucleus. Gene Ontology annotation, molecular function: RNA polymerase II cis-regulatory region sequence-specific DNA binding; DNA-binding transcription factor activity, RNA polymerase II-specific. The record is from RefSeq and is a predicted model, not a curated record. The transcript is spliced from 4 exons. Gene Ontology annotation, biological process: regulation of transcription by RNA polymerase II; regulation of epidermal cell differentiation. NCBI's taxonomy places the organism in Eukaryota, Metazoa, Chordata, Actinopteri, Cyprinodontiformes, Fundulidae. The coding region runs from base 850 to 1305 and encodes 151 amino acids.